This is a messenger RNA of Hemiscyllium ocellatum (epaulette shark), 1204 nucleotides long. RefSeq lists its product as uncharacterized. The transcript is spliced from 4 exons. The record is from RefSeq and is a predicted model, not a curated record. NCBI's taxonomy places the organism in Eukaryota, Metazoa, Chordata, Chondrichthyes, Orectolobiformes, Hemiscylliidae. The coding region runs from base 29 to 1096 and encodes 355 amino acids.
UCGACAAGGGUCUGUAUCUGAAAGGAGAAUGCCGGAGGUUAUACGAUAUGAAAAUCCGAGUAUUCAAAUCUUUAUCAAGAGUGGACAUCAGUUUUUGGACAAGGUUCGGAGUUUCCUUGCAACUGCUGUACGAGAGAACAAGAUUCAACAAGAAAGGGCAAGAGACUAUUUCAAAGAGAUAUUGCACAUAAUAUUAUUUUAUGGCCAGAUUAAUCUUCCUAAGAUUGAUCCAGAAGAAAUAUUGCAGGAAAGUAACCGUCAAUUAUCUGCAAGGUAUCCAGAUGUCUUUGAGAUGUGCCGCACCCACGUUCCAAAACGUCCCCCUUUCACAGUGCUACUUGAUGCGAUUGUUGAAAUUGUCGGAACAAGACAUGAAGAUAAUGUUUUGCGAUGUCUGUUGUUGGAGAUAAAUCAUAUGGAAAUUCCUAAUGGUAACACACUAUGCCGGAAUAUUUUUGUAUCAACAGUUAUUAACUUGUGCUAUUUUUCUGAUGAGCAUAUGGGAGGUAAAACACUCAAUUACUUUGGUGCUUCAGUGUCAUGUAGAGGAGCUAGACAGAGAGAAAUAAUGAUCGAUACAUUGUGCUGCUAUACAUGGCACCGUGACAUUAGCUGGGCAGUAUGUGUCGCAAAUCAGUACAAUCAAGAUGCCUUUAGAUUUCCUCCUCGUGUCCACUCGAUGGCAUUUAACAUAUGCACUAAUAGACAAAGCACUCAGGCAAGCCAACGUGUUGAAAAUCUUCUGGCUGGAUUCAGGGAUCAGCAAGUGCCAAGGUUUCUUCAAAUUGUCAGAGAUCUCAGGCAAUUUGGAUCCUUAAUUCCCAGAGCACCUUGUGAAAGGUGCUUUGACAUGUUCCCAAACAUUCAGUUUUAUCCAUUUCCACAAGCUCAUGAACCUGCUCAUUGGGAAUAUGGAAACUGUGCAGAGUGUGAAUCACUCAGCCAGCUUCUGAAGUCGCAUGAGCAAAUUGUCACAAGGCUGCGUCGUAACCCAUUUCAAAUUGGACAUGAUGAAUUAAUAAAUGCAAAAAAUAGACGACUUCGACGAAACCUCCAACUGUUAGAGUUUAGAUUCAGGGGUGUAGUUCCAUUUUGAAGAUAAUCAAUUAUGAAGAGAUCUGCCUGGAAAGAUUCCUAAAUUGAAAGCAUAUUAGAAUACACAGUAUGUCAUGUUCCUGAUCAACCUACUAAUAAGUAUACUGCU